Messenger RNA from Microthlaspi erraticum, 330 nucleotides. Lineage: Eukaryota; Viridiplantae; Streptophyta; Magnoliopsida; Brassicales; Brassicaceae. The record is from the annotation of a GenBank genome assembly.
AUGACUAGGAGGUCCAACAAGGACAACCUAGUUGAACAUCCAGAGAUAGACAAGCUUGAGAAGCAACUUAGGAAGCAGAAAGCCCAAGAGAUGGCCGACGAAGCAGCUCGCGCUCACGCCGCUGAAGUGGCGCGCGCUCAAGAAGAAGGAAGAGAUCCUCCUCCUCCUCCUAAUCCACAAGACCCUGCUGGAGAUGUGAAUGCACAACCCCAAGCGGAGCACCUACAAUCGGAGACUAUGACUCUGCCGAUGCUUUCUUCAUGGAUAGAAACCCUAUCCAUCCACCACUUCCUGCAAGGAAUGACUAUGAGAUCAAGCCUCAGAUCAUAG